This is a messenger RNA of Enterobius vermicularis (human pinworm), 1847 nucleotides long. The record is from the annotation of a GenBank genome assembly. Lineage: Eukaryota; Metazoa; Nematoda; Chromadorea; Rhabditida; Oxyuridae.
AUGAAUAUGGUUUAUAGUUCAGUAAACAAACCGUUUAGUAGAUUUCAAUCACAGUGGGAAGAACUGACGAAAAUUGAUAUAAAUUCAGAGUCAGAUGAGGGUAGAAGAAGGAGACAAGAUAAAGUAGCAUCAAAUUUUAUAAGUUCUGAGAAAAAUCGACAAACUACUUCAGUUGUUUCAAAUUGGUUAACACUUCAGAAAGCUUUAGAAGCAUUAGAAGAAACUCGUACCGAGUGGAAACCAAUAUGGAUAUGCCUGUUGCUACAAAUCUUAAUCGGAAUUCAAUUUUCCAUCUUUGUGACAUCAAUGUGGCCAUAUCUAAAAUUGUUAGAGCCAACUGCAACAUUGAAUUUCUUUGGUUGGGUUAUGGCUGUAUUCAGUGUUGGACAAAUGAUUUCCAGUAAAAUAUUUGGUGAAUGGAAUCAGCAAACACUGUCUACUAAAUAUCCAGCACUUUGUGGCUUUUUGCUGAUGCUAUUUGGAAAUUUACUAUACGGAUUUUUACCAAUAAUUCCAACACGCCCACAGUGGUUCAUGCUAUUUUCUCGAAUCCUAGUCGGAUUAGGCUCAGGAAAUUUAUGUAUCCUGCGAGGUUACUGCUCUAUGGCAACAAAUAAAAAAGAUCUUGACCGAGUCAUGCCGCUUACCAUUGCCUCUCAUGUGCUCGGUCUUUCCUUAGGUCCUGCAGUUCAGGCUUUAUUUGUACCGCUUGGAAGCGGUUUGGAAUUCAAAUACAUUUUCCUGAACAUGUAUACAGCACCAGCGUUCCUUAUGGCUUUGCUUUCUUUAGUGUCUAUGUUGGUGUUGAUCUUCUGCUUCAAAGAAAACUAUGCUGGAAUUCUCACUAAGGAAAUAACUAAAGAUCCAUAUAUGGUUGUGCCAAAGUUUGAUAAAGCUGCAGCUAUGACCUGCAUUUACUUAUACUUCAUGUUUCAAGCAAUUACCGUCAGCCUCGAAGCAUUAUCCACUCCGUUUACAAUUUCACUGUACAACUGGACAAACAAACAAGCUAUAUUGUACACUGGUAUAAUGCAGUUUGUUGGAAGUGCUAUGGACUUAGUUAACUAUUUUUUUAUUACAUUUACAAAAGUUUACAAAUGGUUAGACAUAUCAAAACAUUCUUAUUGUUUUAUUUUAUUGCCACUCUUUAGAAUACAUUAUAUGUCACUACCUAGAAACAAAACAGAUGAAGAAAAAUUAAUAUUUUUUUCUAUUUUAAUGUUUUAUUUCUGCAUUUGCAAACUCUUUUUUCCUUUUUCCAGUGACAAACGUUUUAUGUUAGUUGCAAGUGCACUGUGCUUCAUUGCCUAUCAUUUGUUCACACUUCCAUGGCAAUUCUACGAUGGUCCUCUAGACUACAUAAGUAUUGCACCAAAUGCAACAGAAGAAGAUGGCGAUUAUUCCGGUGGUUGCCACAGAACUUAUGAGUGGUGUGCUUAUACAACUCGAGUGCCUCUUUGGCUCUUCAUCAUCGGAUACGUAUUUGUCCUCGCGUUCGCCUUCCCACUUACCGCAGCACCGCUCAGUAUUAUUUAUUCAGAAGUGUUAGGCCCCCGAAAACAGGGUUCAAUGCAGGGUACUAUGGAGUUUUUCGGCUCAUUUGCACGGUGUAUUGUACCUAUUAUUCAAGCAUUUUUUACCGUAGAUGAGGCGAACAAACUAAUCAUUUUUAGGACACUGUUCGAGCAUUCUGGAUUUAUAUGGCCAACAGUUAUGAAUUUGUUUGUAAGUAUAAUUGGAUUGACGUUUAUUGUAGUAUUCUUUCAUCGGAUUGUACCCUUGGAAAUUGUACCACAAGUUGGUGUACCAACCCGCUACAAAUCCGGUGUUUUCUACCGAUUAUGAAA